AUGUCUUCGGUGAAUUUGAGCAACAACGGCAAAGCUGUGGUAGUCAAGGAGGAGGAGGUCUCUUCGCCGGCGGCGAUCGAGGGUGCACCUCCGACAAUGUUCCUGCUGCCGGUGACCCAGGAGACCCAUGCUCAUCAUCACCAAGCGCCGCUGGAUAGCUCCGGCAGACACGCCAUGCUGAGCAAGGGCCAAGGACAUCUCGGGAGCAGCGUCCAUGAACUGGGCCCAUCGUCGUUGCCGCCCAGCCAGCCGGAGCCUGCUACGGCGGUGGUGGUGUCGAGACCCGUUGGGUUCAGAGCGGUGAUGCAGCACUGCGUCGCCGCGCUGGACGCGGGCGACAUUGUGGCGGUGAACGCCGAUCUGCAGGCCAUGUCGUACCUCGCCCUCGCGUCCGCCAACGGCGAACCCACGCAGCGCGCGGCGUUCGCCUUCGCCGAGGCGCUCGGGCGGCGCGCGCUGCAGACGCUGCCGGGCCUGUCCUGGGGGCUGCAGCACCAGCUCGCCGAGCAGGUCGCACCAGCGCACGCCGACGCCGCCCGCCGCUGCUUCGACGUGCUGUGCCCGUUCCUCCGCAUCGCCGCCUUGGCCGCCAACCAAACCAUCGUUACGGCGAUGGAGGCCGAAAAGCACGUGCACGUCGUCGACCUCGGCGGUGGCGGCGCCGCCAGCCCGGACCAGUGGCUCGACCUUCUCCGCCUGUUCGCCGGGCGUGCUGAGGGCGCGCCCGUCCUGCACCUAAGCGUCGUCAGCGAGCAGGAAGCACUCCUCUCCCGCACCGCCGGGCUGCUCUCCCAGGAGGCCGUGCGCCUGCACGUCCCCUUCAUCUUCAACCCGGUGCGGUCCCGCAUCGGUCAGUUCUCCGCUCCGGAUAUCGCAGCCCUCGGCGUACACUCCGGCGAGGCCUUGGUGAUCACAUCCACCCUGCAGCUCCACCGCCUGAUCGCCGACGAGGUCAGCAUUGCGCUACCAGCUGGCGCUGAAGAUCAUCAUGGCAACCAGCAGGGGAAGAGGAAGAAGGUGGAGCAGCACACAGCUGGACCGCAUCUGAUAACGAGGGCGGACGCGCUCCUCCGCGACCUCUGCGACCUGUCGCCGAAGCUGGUGGUGCUGACGGAGCAGGAGGCCGACCACAACGGCGCCAACCUCGUCUUGAUUUGA
Molecule: messenger RNA, 1158 nt
Organism: Panicum hallii
Lineage: Eukaryota; Viridiplantae; Streptophyta; Magnoliopsida; Poales; Poaceae
Product: scarecrow-like protein 3
Exons: 1
Coding region: 1-1158 (385 amino acids)
Biological process (GO): regulation of DNA-templated transcription
Cellular component (GO): nucleus
Molecular function (GO): sequence-specific DNA binding; DNA-binding transcription factor activity
Source: RefSeq, a predicted model, not a curated record